CCCACAAGCUGAUAGUACAUUGCCACCAGAUAACGCGGUACGCUUUCGAUUUCGCGAGUGGCCGUCGCGUUUCUCGCUCGACCGGCGAAACUGGAACGCUCCGAAGCUCUCGCGUCGCUCAGCUUUUCGGCGCCCGGUUUCCAUCGACGAAAUCGAAUGACAAGCGUUAAAAGUUCCACCGGGAAACGGUUGCGCGAGAUUUUUCAACCGAGGAACGUUGAGACCGGCGAGAAAAUGGAACGAAAUUCGAAAUGAAUUACAAUUCGCAGUGGCUAUCGAUGGUUUCUGGAAUAAAUCCUAACGUUUGAUAAUUAAAUCAAUCACGUCUAACAUAUCGUUGUGUGCUCGAGGAUUUCUGGCAAGUUACUCCAGAAAUUCAUGAUUGCAGUUUCAAUGAUAUCCGAUUCAUUUCUCGAAGAAUUCUUUCGAAGUUCGGAAAACGUUCGAAUGGAAAGUAGAAUGAAACUAAAUUAACCUAUAAAUUACAAUUCCCAAAGUGGCCAUCGAUGGUUUCUGGAAUAAAUCACUAACGUUUGAUAAUUAAAUGAACCACGUCUAAUACACCGUUGUGUGCUCGACGAUUUCCACUGGCAAGUUACUCCAGAAAAUUCACGAUUCCAACGACAUCCGAUUCGUUUCUCGAAGAAUUCUUUCGAAGCCGAAUCGCGGUUCGAGGCCCGGAAAACGUUCGAGCGGGAAGUAGAACUAAAUUAACCCGCGAUGAAUUGCAAAUUACAAAAUGGCUCCGCAGAAUGUCUCCACAAAGGAAUCGCCGGGGAAAUUCGAUAAUUAGAUUCCGAGCGACAUCCAGCGUCUCCUUAAACGUUGGAAAAUUAAGUUACACUUCUGAGUCACUCCAGGAAAUCGAUCGUUGAAGUUCGAAUAACAUUUGCCUGGUGAUCUGCCGUUGAAAAUCGAGUUCCGCGUGGACGUCACGUUCAACAGUGCGUAACGAGACAACGAAUAAUCUGAUUAUUCUAUUCUUGGACGUUCAUCUGUACAGGAAUCGCUGAGGAUUGUCAGUACCGUGAACAACACGAUCGGUUGAACCGACGCGAAUCGACGAUCAACGAAAGCGACGACGGUGGAUCGUUCGAAAUUUCGAGGACGCAUAUUUCGCGACGCUCGACAGCGGCGAGCCGGCGCGUCGCCGACCGAAUGGCGGCCGCAUGACGAAACCGCGGAUUAUGCAAAUCUGAGCGAUCAAGAGAGGCAGGAAACAAUAGAAUGAAUAUUAAACAGCUGGAAAGAACGAGUAAUCGGAAAGUAAAUGGGAAAUUUAUCGUAGAAAGCACCGGAAUUCUUUCGGAUCGCCCGGAUUUUACGUAACCUCGCGCUUUCGAAUUUCCCGUAGACGCGUAGAAUCCGCAGUCGAGUCAUAACAAUAUCGCCGCGUUUCGUUGUUGCGCGAUCGAAGCGGAUUACUCAGCCAGUGUUCUGAUUAUAAAGUUCGCGAGCGAGGCGCGCGGCCAUUAGUGUCAGUGUGGGCGGAUCGGCGGGCCCGUCGGUGACCGGAAGUCGCCGGGUUUCUAAGGAACUCCGCGGACCGACAGGAAAAUUAAGAAUCGGACAGAGUUGGGAAGUUUGUUGUGGAACAGUGAUAAUUAGUGAUUGUUCGCUCCUUGACGAGGGGAACUCUUUUGUUCCUGCGUGUCGUUUCAGCGUAACGUGAAUUACAAUCUGAGUCCACCGAAAGUCCAAAUUAUAUCCUAAAUUGAUAAUCUUCGGAAAGUAAAUACUGUGCAAUGUUGCUCGACGAAAUGUCGUUGAAAGAAGGCUUCUGUGUGGCAGGGGAGCAGUGAGAUUGUUAACAUCGGCGGUUCUAGGUGGUUGAAAUGUUAUAACAGACUUCCUCGCGGAAAUUCGCAGUGUCCGUCAGCUAGGGACAUUAGAUUACACAAGAGCCCGCGUGUCUUUGUUUCCCCGUGAUUUCGUUUCCCGACGUCUCGGCGUUUGCAAACAUCAUUGUUUACCCGGUCGCCGCUCGGCUCGGUGAAUCCCCGUGACUCGUCUCGCUGCGAGCGAGCAUGUGUUGGUUCGUUCAUUGACGGAACGUCGAAAAUGUUUGAAAUAUCGUAUAAAGAGGUAGACAGCAAUGUUCAAAGAACAAUGCUGACUGACUUCCAGAAAGUGCCGAGCCUGAAACUGGGCGAGUUCACGCUCGAGAUCGAGAUGCAGGAUCCCAGCGACGAGUUGAAGGACGUCGCGAGGAGGGAGCUGCGCGAGACACCGGAAAUACAGAAGGAGGCCGCGGAAAAGUUGAAGGAAUUGUUGAGAGCCGAGAGAGACCUAAAGGUGCCACUGGACAACGAGGCCUGGCUGAUCCGGUUCCUCAGGCCGUGCAAGUACUACCCGGAGUCCGCGUUGACCCUGGUGAAGAACUACUACAGCUUCAAGAAGAAGCACGAGAACGUCUACAAGGACCUGAAGCCGAGUCGCGAGAAGAACAUCUUCGAGCACAAUAUCCUGACAGUGCUGCCGACCCGGGACCAGCACGGUCGAAGGAUACUGAUCAUCGAGCUGGGCAAGAAAUGGAAGCACAACAAGUGCAACCUCGACGAAGUGUUCAAGGGCUGCGUCCUCUACGUGGAGGCGGCCAUGUUGGAGCCCAGCACGCAGGUCGCGGGCGCUGUCGUGAUCUUCGACAUGGACGGUUUGACCCUCCAACAGACCUGGCAGUUCAGCCCUCCUUUCGCGAAGAAGCUGCUCGAGUGGCUGCAGGACGCAGUGCCACUCAGGGUGAAGAACAUUCACAUCAUCAACCAGCCGUACGUCUUCAACAUGGUGUUCGCGUUGUUCAAGCCGUUCCUCAAGGAGAAGCUGAAGAACAGGAUCAUUUUCCACGGCACGGACCGCAAAUCCUUGCACCAAUACGUGACGCCGAAGUGCCUGCCGGAAUGUUACGGUGGCACAUUGAAAGUACCACGAAUAACCGGGCCACAGUGGUUAGAAUUGUUGGUCAUGUGCGACCAGGAAUACGAUGCGAUCAACAGUUACGGUUACGUGCUGUCGAAGUAGGCUUGCGUACACAUAGAACGCGACGUUCUGACGAGAAGGGGUGAAGGAGGAACAAUUGCCUGCGAAGAGUGUUCAGACUCGACUCCCGAGUCUGCGGGGCGAUUAUCGAGGAACGACGGCUGUGACUGCUCGCGUCGUAAAAAACCAGACUCGUCCGUUUGUUUACGAAAGAAAAUUCAUUCGCGUUCGCCUCUAGGAAGAUGGCCGACUACCAGCGAACUAAAACUAAGACGCGAGGGGAAUCGCCCUCGAUUAAUAUUAUUCUGUACGUUUUACUCAGUUUUUUAUAUAGAGUUAUAUAUUAGUGAACAUAUCUUUCGUCCAUGAUACCUAAGCUUGUAUUAGAAAUCGCUGGUAUUACCUGAUCGAUCUUUGGAUAAGGAUAAGCAACGAUCAGGGAUUUUACCGAGGUAUUCGCGAUCUAUAAUCGAAAAGAAACUGCAUCAAUAUGUACGUUCGUUUCUGUUCUUUCAUUUCUCUGUUAGACUGUUUCCAAUCUCUAAUCGAAUCUCUACGAAAAAAUAGAUAGAAUGGAAUAAAAUGAAAGAAAAUAAAAUCGAAUGAAAUGAAACAAAACAAAAUUCCUACCCUGUUACACUGCUUCUAAUCUCUAACCAAACGAAAGAGAAGAAAAUCAAAUGAAAUGAAACAAUACAAAAUUUCCACCGUUAGACUGUCCCUAAUCUCUAAUCUUCUUCCUGAUAGCGAUUCCUGUGACGUAUGUAAAUACCUAUUGCUGGCAGAGAAGCAAUUCGCUUGUGAUGUUAAUAAAAUAUGGUAGAAUGAAAUCAAAUAAAAUCAAAUAAAAUAAAAUGAAAGCAAUAUUGCAAAUUGCUUGCUAGUGUAAGUACCUGCACCUAUGGUAGUCGGCCAGCUUCAGAGACGUAUGGUGCCCCGUACCUCGUUGCCCCCUCCACACGUUCCUUCGUCACCGUCUCCUUGUAAUAAUUCAAUGCGAAUUUUUCCUUUUUUUUACAUUUCGUAUAAAGCAGAAUGCAAAGGAAGCAACAGGUUUGCUUGGCCACUGCACUUCGCUUCGUAUUAUCAACGCGAACCGUAGAUGUAUGUUUAGACAUAGAAUUUCCAAUAAAUCAAUUGGUCGCGUAUCGAGCCACGUCGAUAGCUGUUCACGCUUGCGAAUCGCGCUUGAACGAGAAACAUCCAUCGCGAAAUUAGCCUUGCAUUUACCUUUAGGAUCGGAAGGAUUAAUCAAUCGUAGGAAAGAAUCCGCGGAAGAGUUGAGGCACGUUGACGGAACUCCGACGAACGUUUCUUCGUUCCUCGUGGAACGAAUCGAGCGGUCGUCGAGCGAAUCGCACGCGAAACGUGUACUUAAUUAGAGUGACGCGUACAACGAGGAAGCUACGUAGCAAUUUGUACGUUUGCUAGUGGCGCAUCAUGGUAAAUUAUUUUUUUAGUUGAUUCUUGCUGGCUGUAAGAACCACCUGUAAAUGUCGGUUGUUCGAGAAUAAAGUCGUCUA
Nomia melanderi (Alkali bee) is the source of this 4499-nucleotide messenger RNA. The record is from RefSeq and is a predicted model, not a curated record. Lineage: Eukaryota; Metazoa; Arthropoda; Insecta; Hymenoptera; Halictidae.